Parascedosporium putredinis is the source of this 1608-nucleotide messenger RNA. The record is from the annotation of a GenBank genome assembly. NCBI's taxonomy places the organism in Eukaryota, Fungi, Ascomycota, Sordariomycetes, Microascales, Microascaceae.
AUGGGGACACCGUUGGCGGAGAGUGGCACGUUUGGGUUUCCAAGCCGGCGAAGCGUGGUUCAUAGCACCAAGGGAGUCGUCGCUUGCACACAGCCGUUGGCGGCUCGAUGCGGCAUCAAGGUGCUGGAAAAAGGAGGCAAUGCUGCGGAUGCCGCCGUGGCUGCUGCUGCCGGCCUCAAUGUAACGGAGCCAUGCUCCACUGGCAUCGGCGGAGACAUGUUCAUCUUGUUCUACGACGCCAAGACGGGCAAAGUCUCGGCCAUGAAUGGGUCCGGUCGGUCGGGCGCCGCAUACACGGCCGAGAUCAUCCGGAAAGACUUGGGCUAUGCCCCGGAAGAGAAGGGCCGCAAGAUCCCCAUGAGCAGCGUUCAUGCCGCCACCGUCCCCGGCGCGCCUGCUGGUUGGGCUGACACCGUGGAGAGGUUCGGGAGCGGCAAGGUGACCCUGGAGGACGUUCUUGCGCCAGCCAUUGAGCUGGCAGAGGAUGGGUUCCCUGUUUCCGAGCACUCGGCGUACUUUUGGACCGAGUCGGAAAAGGAUAUUCGAAACGCGUCGCCCAACUUUGCAGAGAUGCUUAAAAAGGACCCCAAGGCCGCGGACGGCGGCAAGAAGGGCUUCUACACGGGGCGGGUGGCCGAGGAGCUGGUCAAGGUGCCUCAAGUUCACGGCGCAGGGCGCGGGGAGGACGGCGGCCUCGAGGUGUGGGAGCACCCGCCCAACGGACAAGGCAUCGUGGCCUUGAUGACGCUGGGCCUGAUCCAGGAGCUGGAGAAGGCGGGGACGAUACCGCGCUGGGGGCCCGAGGAUUUCAACUCGGCGGCGUACCUCCACACGAUUGUCGAGUGCCUGCGCAUCGCCUUCUCGGACGGCAGCUGGUUCGUCGCGGAUCCCAACGUGGUCAAAGUCCCCUCGGCGGAGCUGCUCUCGUCGGCGUACUUGGCCGAGAGGGCCAAGCUCUUUGACCCGGCAAAGGCGGCGCCGCCUCCCGUCCUGCACGGCGACCCGUUGGGCGAGGGCGAGGGCGGUGGCGCCGUGGUGUCGCCGGCGCUCAAUAGCAGCGACACCGUGUACCUCUGCGUGUCCGACAGCGAGGGCAACGCCGCCUCGCUCAUCAACAGCAACUACGGCGGCUUCGGCACGGCCAUCAUCCCGCGGGGCUGCGGAUUCACGCUGCAGAACCGCGGCGCCAACUUUAGCCUGGACGCGGAGCACCCCAACGUGCUGGCGCCGCGCAAGCGGCCCUACCACACCAUCAUCCCCGGCAUGGCGACGCGCGCGGCCGACGCAUCGCUGCACAGCGCGUUUGGCGUCAUGGGCGGGUUCAUGCAGCCGCAGGGCCACGUGCAGGUCCUGCUGGGCCAGGUGGUGGCCGGCUUGGACCCGCAGCAGGCGCUCGACGCGCCGCGCGUCGUGGAGGAAGGGGUGGGUGCGGAGGCGGUCGAGGCGCUGCGGGGUAUGGGUCACACGGUCGAGGUCGUCCGGGGCUGGGCGAGGAGCCUGUUUGGCCGCGGGCAAAUCAUCCGUUGGGUCGUUGACCCUGUGGAUGGGACGGGUGUGUGGUCCGCCGGCAGCGAUAUGCGCGGGGAUGGGGCGGCUAUUCCGCUUUAG